Priapulus caudatus is the source of this 3350-nucleotide messenger RNA. RefSeq names its product putative all-trans-retinol 13,14-reductase. The transcript has 13 exons. Lineage: Eukaryota; Metazoa; Priapulida; Priapulimorpha; Priapulimorphida; Priapulidae. The coding region runs from base 9 to 1979 and encodes 656 amino acids. Gene Ontology annotation, molecular function: oxidoreductase activity. The record is from RefSeq and is a predicted model, not a curated record.
CAAUAAUCAUGGCUGUUGAAGUGUUGUUGUCUUUCUUUGCCGAUGCGUUUCGGCCACUAUAUUUAGUAUUUAUAGUGCCAACAGUUGUCACGUUGGCUGUGGCUUUUUGGAUUUAUUACAGAGCGACCCAUGGAGCGUUUCAUUCCAAGUACAGGCUGGAACCGCGGCCGCUAGUAAAAGACCAGCGAGAGAGAGACAAAGUUCUCAAGCAAGGCUUUGCUUCGCGGAAAAUACCUACCGACCUAGACGCAAUUGUCGUGGGUAGUGGCAUCGGAGGGCUAUGUACAGCAGGCUGUCUUGCCAGGUUUGGGAAGAAGGUGUUAGUGCUCGAGCAGCACGACCAAGCUGGUGGCUGCUGCCACACGUUUGAGGAGAAGGGAUAUGAGUUUGACGUCGGCGUCCAUUACGUUGGGGAGAUGGUCCGUUGGAAUCUGAACUACAAUCUUCUUGACCAACUGACCAACGGGCAGCUGCAGUGGGAAAAGCUGGACGAAGACUAUGAUAGCGUCGUUGUGGAGAGCGAACGCAUCCCGGUCUACACGCCGCCCGACAGAUGGAGGUGCCACCUGCUGGAGACGUUUCCAAAAGAGAAGGCGGCGAUCAACGAGUUUUUCCGUCUGCUGAACUUGUUGGCGGGACAAUCGUACGGCUUUGCCUUGAUCAAGUACACGCCAAGAUACGUGGCGGAAUUUCUCAUCAGGUGGGGCAUCAUCAGGUGGCUGACCAGCCUCUUUCAUUACAUCGAAAUGCCGCUAGUCGACGCGCUAAAGCGCAUGACUAGCGACGAAAAGCUUCGGGCAACGCUGAUGUACAAUUUCGGCGACUACGGUGCCUCCCCCCGCGAUUCUAGCUUCGGGAUGCAGCUUCUCCUUCUGCAACACUUCCUCAGCGACGGAGGCUACUACCCACGAGGGGGCGCCAGUGAGCUGGCCUUCCACUUGAUCCCGACGGUGGAGUCGGCAGGGGGAAGGGUGCUGGUGCGGGCGCCGGUGUCCCAGAUCCUCACUAACGAGCAAGGCCACGCGACCGGUGUGAGAGUGAAGAAGGGGGAGGACUACGUGGACAUCCAUGCUCCUAUCAUCAUCUCCAACGCUGGCGUCACCGUCACGUUCGAGCGAUUGCUGCCGAGAGAGAUCGCUGAGAAAUCUGGUUACCUGACACCCCACCCCGCCAUCAGACCUGGACACGCAUGCCUGCAGGCUUUUGCUGGCUUUACCGGAACUAAGGAGGAGUUGAAUCUGCCCGCACAGAACACGUGGUACUUCCCCGACUCGUCCGACAUUGACGGCGAACUUGAGAAGUACCUGAAGCUGAGCCAGGAUGAGGCGGCCGAAUCCCCCAUUCCUCUGCUGUUUCUCUCCUUCCCUUCCGCGAAGGACUCGACAUACAACGAGAGACAUCCAGGUAAGUCUACAGCGACGCUCAUCACCCUGUGCAACUACGAGUGGUUCGCGCAGUGGGACGCCGAGCGAGUGAAGAAUCGCGGCGACGACUACGACACAAUCAAGAUGGCGAUGGGGCAACACCUGCUGCGACGACUCUACGAGCUCUACCCUCACCUGGAGGGCAAGCUGGAUUUCCUGGAGGUCGGCUCGCCUGUGUCGCAGAACUACUACGUUGGCUACAGCCGCGGAGAGAUCUACAUGCUCGACCACCACCUCGAGCGAUUCAAGAUGGACGCCUGCCUCAUGCUGCGGCCGGAGACGAAGAUACCGGGACUGUACAUGACAGGUCAGGACGUGUUUACGUGCGGCGUCGUGGGAGCGCUGAACGCAGGCCUCGCCACCGCCUCUGCCGUCCUCGAUCGCUGCCUCUUCCUCGACCUCACCUGCCACCUGGCGUGCGCGCGUCUCGCUCACUGCUUCUCGUCGGGCCCCGCGGAGAAGUGUCCCGGAGAGAAGGCCGAGAAGAAGGAGGAGGAGGAGGAGGAGGAGGAGGAGGUGGUCGCCAAUGGUGUCGCGAAGAAGAAGGAGGAGUAGGACGUCGGACUGUCGUCGCGGCGACGGAUCAUGACGCGCUCGCCCCCCCGUCGGCGGUCGGACAUUCCGUUGUUUGUUCGUUGCGGGUCGAGCGUCGAUGUUGGUUACGGCGGAGCGGCGGCAGUCUAGGCGACUCGUCACCUGGCUGUCGGCUUUGUCUCUGUUCUGUAGACGGUCGUCGUUCAAUUUUUCGUCUUUAGUUUGUUAUUAGAUUCCGGAGUUGGUUUUUCUUUUGCAAAUUGGCGCGUCGUGACAGGGUUCUUAUUGGACAUGUUUUCGAUUGCGAUUGUGCCGUAGCUGAGCUUUUACUUCGAUGACCGCUGCGAGUUGAUAUAUUUCUCGAUUAUUUCAUGCCUGGGAGGUAUGUCGUUGUUCUAUAUGCCACUAAUUUUAUUAAUGUCUGGGCAAGUGCCGCCACCUAUAUGCAGCGAUCGCAAAGUAUAAAGUUAAUAUUGAUUGCAAGUAUGGAUAUACAUUAUAUACACAAGUUGACCACCGAAUUUGAUGAUUCAGACAAUUUUACAUAGUACUCACGUCAUGUACGUGAACAUUAAACGUAACCCGUACCUGUAACUGUUUUUUUAUUUACAUUUAUAUUAGUUUAUGAUAUAAUAUUAUACAGGUACAUCUCUAUUGGUUUCUAGCCGCUAAGGGUGCUUAAGAGUUAGCAUGUAGCUAAUGGAUAGGAGUUGUCUAGGGAAGUAUAUAAGCUUACCACGUAUAGACCUCUGAUGGUCCGGAAAAAUUGCUGGUCUGGCAAAACUGCCGGUCCCUAGGGUGCCUGAAUAACAAUGGUCACUGUACACCUAUAUAUAAUAUAUAUAUAUAUAUAUAUAUAUAUAUAUAUAUAUAUAUACAUAUAUAUAUAUACAUUGUUUUUUAUGCGAUGAUAGUGACAUUUGCAUCUGUCGGCAGUAUUGUUACAUAGCGACAAUUAACAUGCAGCAGUUUUUUCGACCCUUUUCUAAGUGUAGUUGUAACGAAGCAGUAUGGCAUCCACAGCAACGUGGCGCAUGAUGGCGCCUGGCAUGCACGAGCUCCUCUGGUGUCAUCGCAGCUCCCGCGUGAGUACGCUGCUUCGUCGGGUCUCACUGUGAACAUUUCCGCACAGGUCCGCACGUCCGCCGAGCGUCGUGCGUGCCGCGGCGCCACCUACAUGCAGCUACACCGCGGCGAAUGACGCGGACGCGCGGAUGCGGGAUUGGGGGGUCAAGUGCAGAGCGAUGUGUGUUCACAGAUCAGUUUACUGAAGAAAGAGAGAGGUGAGAGAGAGAGGGGGAGAGGUGGAGAGAAGGGAGAGAGAGAGUUUUUAUUACUGUCUACACUGAAGUUCGUUUCUGGCAACAAUAAACCAAUGAUUAUUAGCACAUA